Messenger RNA from Fukomys damarensis (Damara mole-rat), 2354 nucleotides. It is a transcript of the gene Nufip2, whose product is annotated as nuclear FMR1 interacting protein 2. The record is from RefSeq and is a predicted model, not a curated record. Lineage: Eukaryota; Metazoa; Chordata; Mammalia; Rodentia; Bathyergidae. The transcript is spliced from 5 exons. The coding region runs from base 140 to 2224 and encodes 694 amino acids. Gene Ontology annotation, molecular function: RNA binding. Gene Ontology annotation, cellular component: cytoplasmic stress granule; nucleoplasm.
CCAAUCUCACAGAAUCGCUCAGUUAACCAGUGCGCUGGCAAGACGCGCUCAGAUAUACUGAGCGAGGCCGGAGAAGCAGUCUCAGAUCCUGACGGUGCAGCAGCCCGCAGCCUCAGCCAGGGAGUCCCAGCCGCUUUCAAUGGAGGAGAAGCCCGGCCAGCCACAGCCUCAGCACCAUCACAGCCACCACCAUCCACACCAUCACUCUCAGCAGCAGCAGCAGCAGUCGCACCAUCACCACCAUUAUUAUUUCUACAACCAUACCCACAACCACCACCACCACCAUCAUCACCAGCAGCCUCACCAAUACCUGCAGCAUGGAGCCGAGGGCAGCCCCAAGGCCCAGCCAAAGCCGCUGAAACAUGAGCAGAAACACACCCUCCAGCAGCACCAGGAAACGCCGAAGAAGAAAACAGGCUAUGGUGAAAUAAAUGGUAAUGCUGGAGAAAGAGAAAUAUCUUUAAAGAACUUGGGUUCUGAUGAAGCUACCAACCCUAUUUCCAGGGUCCUUAAUGGCAACCAGCAAGUUGUAGAUAAUAGUCUGAAGCAGACUGUGAAGGCUGGCACCUUUGGGAAGACAGGAAUUAAAACCAAGAAUUUCAUUCAGAAAAACAGUAUGGACAAAAAGAAUGGAAAGUCUUAUGAAAAAUCUGGAGAAAACCAGUCUGUAGAUAAAACCGAUACUGUAGCAAUUCCAAAUGGUGUUGUAACAAAUAAUUCAGGCUAUAUUACUAAUGGUUAUAUGAGCAAGGGCACAGAUAAUGAUGGUAGUGGAUCAGAAAGUGGAUAUACUACCCCUAAAAAAAGGAAAGCUAGGCGCAAUAGUGCUAAGGGUUGUGAAAACCUUAAUUUAGUCCAGGAUAAAAUAAUGCAACAAGAGACUAGUGUCCCACCCUUAAAACAGGGACUUGAAAGUUUCAAGCCUGAUUAUAGUGAGAAAAAGGGAAAUCGAGUAGAUGGUUCAAAGCCCAUUUGGAAGUAUGAAACUGGACCUGGAGGAACAACUCGAGGAAAACCUGCUAUGGGUGAUGUGCUUCGUAAAAGCUCAGAUAUUAAGUCUGGUGUGAACAGCAAGAAGUUUGAUGAUCGGCCCAAAGGAAAGCAUGCCUCAGCUGUUGCCUCCAAAGAGGACUCGUGGACCCUAUUUAAACCACCUCCCGUUUUUCCAGUGGACAAUAGCAGUGCUAAAAUAGUUCCUAAAAUAAGUUAUGCAAGCAAAGUUAAGGAAAACCUCAACAAAACUAUACAGAACUCUACUGUGUCACCAUCUUCAUCUUCAUCCUCUUCAUCUUCUGCUGGGGAAACUCAGACCCAGUCUUCAAGUCGAUUAUCCCAGGUUCCUAUGUCAGCGCUGAAAUCUGUUACUUCUGCCAGCUUUUCUAAUGGGCCUGUUUUAGCAGGGACUGAUGCAAGUGUGUAUCCUCCAGGGGGUCAGCCACUGCUAACUACUGCUGCUAAUACGCUAACACCCAUCUCUUCUGGAACUGAUUCAGUUCUACAGGACAUGAGUCUAACUUCAGCAGCUGUUGAACAAAUUAAAUCUAGCCUUUUUAUCUACCCUUCCAAUAUGCAAAGUGUGCUGUUGAGUACAGCACAAGUGGAUCUGCCCCCUCAGACAGAUCAGCAAAACCUGGGGGAUAUCUUCCAGAAUCAGUGGGGUUUAUCGUUUAUAAAUGAGCCCAGUGCUGGCCCUGAGACUGUUACUGGGAAAUCAUCAGAUCAUAAAGUGAUGGAGGUGACAUUUCAAGGAGAAUAUCCUGCCACUUUGGUUUCACAGGGUGCUGAAAUAAUCCCCUCAGGAACUGAGCAUCCUGUGUUUCCCAAGGCUUACGAGUUGGAGAAACGGACUAGUCCUCAAGUUCUGGGUAGCAUUCUAAAACCUGGGACUACUAGUGAGAGUGGAGCCUUAUCCUUGGAACCCAGUCAUAUAGGUGACCUGCAAAAAGCAGACACCAGUAGUCAAGGUGCUUUAGUGUUUCUCUCAAAGGACUAUGAGAUAGAAAAUCAAAAUCCUCUGGCAUCUCCUACGAACACUUUGUUAGGCUCCGCCAAAGAACAGAGAUACCAGAGAGGCCUAGAAAGGAGUGAUAGCUGGGGUUCUUUUGACCCGAGGGCUGCUAUUGUAUAUCACACUAAAGAAAUGGAAUCUAUUUGGAAUUUGCAGAAGCAAGAUCCCAAAAGGAUAAUCACUUACAAUGAAGCCAUGGAUAGUCCAGAUCAAUGAAGGACCAGACUGCCUAUUGAUAACUUUUCUGCAGCAUUAGAGCCACCGUUCAUGAGGGACACAAGGCUUUUAUGCUCCUAGAUCUUCAAUGCAGCAGAGGAACCAUAAGUAGAAUCACAGGAUAAUAUAU